AUGGCCGGUUCCGCGGCAGACCCGAGCCGGGCCGCGGUGGGCUUCGGCCGGUGGUCUGUCCCGCUGCUGUUCGGCCAGCUGGAGCGGGAGGAGGGGGCCGGCAGGGUCCCGGUUCUGGACUCACUGUGCGACCUGAUCCACGACCCGGAGAGGCUCUACCAGACCGUCACCGGAGGCUUCAUGGAGCAGCUGAAGGUUUUAUUAAAAGACCACGACCCGUCGGUGAGGACCAAGACCUGCGAGCUGCUUCGGCUGCUGACGAGCCACAGCAUCGGCAGGCAGGCCCUGCUCUCCUCCUCUCUCCUCCCUCCUCUCUCAGAGCUGCUGGACGACUCCUCUUCCUCCUGCAGGAGGAACGUGCUCCUGGUGCUGAACAGCCUGGCCCAGCUGCCUGCAGGAGCCCACGCUCUCCUGCCUCUGGUCCCCAAACUGAUGCUGAAGCUCAGACAGGAGGAGGAGGUGGAGGAAGAGGAGGUGCUGCUCCUCUCCACCCUCAGCUACUGCUCCCAGGUCAACCCCCUGCCAGCUCUGGCUUCAAACGGAGUCCCUCUUCUGGGCCACAAACUGACCCACAGCUCCCCUAACAUCCGCAGAGAGGCCGCUGCAGCCAUGAUGGCCCUAAGUGUUCCUGUGGAUGGGAAGCAGCAGGUGUGCGAGGAGCAGAUCCUUCCGAUCCUGGUGGACCUGCUGCAGGAUGAAGACCUGGAGGUCCAGACUAACACGGCAGGAGUCCUGAUGAACGCCACGAUCAUCACCGCAGGUAAACGUCUGAGUCUGGAGCUGAACGUCCUCCCCAUCUUCCUGGACCUGCUGUCUGAGAGCCACGAGGAGGAGGAGGAGAGGAGGAGGAAGGCUCUGGUUCUGUAUUGCCUCCGGGCUCUGACCUCGCUGGCUGAAGCUCCGGAGGGCCGGCGCCUCCUGCAGGAGCAGCUCUGCCUGCUGGAGAGGAGGAGCCAAGACCUGGACCAGGACAUCCGGCGGGCUGCUCAGACUGCCAUCAGGGUGGUCACCUGGACCCUCUGACCUUUG
Messenger RNA from Nematolebias whitei (Rio pearlfish), 1029 nucleotides. RefSeq names its product radial spoke head 14 homolog (gene rsph14). The record is from RefSeq and is a predicted model, not a curated record. Gene Ontology annotation, molecular function: protein binding. NCBI's taxonomy places the organism in Eukaryota, Metazoa, Chordata, Actinopteri, Cyprinodontiformes, Rivulidae. Bases 1 to 1023 code for a protein of 340 amino acids. The transcript has 6 exons.